Cynoglossus semilaevis (tongue sole) is the source of this 2558-nucleotide messenger RNA. RefSeq names its product splicing factor 3A subunit 1-like. The record is from RefSeq and is a predicted model, not a curated record. Gene Ontology annotation, molecular function: protein binding; RNA binding. The transcript is spliced from 15 exons. NCBI's taxonomy places the organism in Eukaryota, Metazoa, Chordata, Actinopteri, Pleuronectiformes, Cynoglossidae. Bases 178 to 2082 code for a protein of 634 amino acids. Gene Ontology annotation, biological process: mRNA cis splicing, via spliceosome; regulation of alternative mRNA splicing, via spliceosome. Gene Ontology annotation, cellular component: U2-type prespliceosome; U2 snRNP; catalytic step 2 spliceosome.
CCAUUAGAUCAACGACAGCGCGACUCUGUGAGUAGCGCUACGGCCUUUUCGUGACUAAAAUGUCCACAUGUACCACACUCUAAUUUUUUGUUAAAAACCCGCAUAAUUGUAUUGACUCUACGUUUGUUUUGGGGGAGAUUUUGCAAGUAACUUCCGGCUUUCCACAAAGACGCCGCCAUGCCGCCCGGGCCUGUUCAAAUAGUUCAACCAGAGCCGAACAACAAGAAUGACACAGCAACCCCAGAAGAAACCCCAGCCACCAAGCCCAUCGUCGGCAUCAUAUACCCACCACCGGAGGUCCGCAACAUAGUUGACAAGACCGCCAGCUUUGUUGCCAGAAAUGGACCCGAGUUUGAGGCGAGAAUUCGUCAAAAUGAAAUCAACAAUCCGAAAUUCAAUUUCCUCAAUCCCAACGACCCCUACCAUGCCUACUACCGCCACAAGGUCAAUGAAUUUAAGGAGGGCAAAGCGCAGGAACCGUCCGCGGCCGUGCCUAAGGUCAUGCAGCAGUUCCAGCAGCUGCCUCAAAAGGUGCAGUCGCAGGUCAUCCAGGAGACGGUCAUUCCUAAAGAGCCUCCAGCCGAGUUCGAGUUCAUCGCCGAUCCUCCGUCAAUUUCCGCCUUCGACCUGGACGUUGUCAAACUCACUGCUCAGUUCGUCGCUCGCAACGGCCGACAGUUUCUCACUCAGCUAAUGCAGAAAGAGCAGCGGAACUACCAGUUUGACUUUCUGAGGCCGCAGCACAGCCUUUUCAACUACUUCACCAAACUGGUGGAACAGUACACUAAGAUACUCAUUCCUCCCAAAGGCCUUUUGGUCAAGCUGAAGAAUGAGUCGGAGAAUCCAAAAGAGGUCAUGGACCAGGUACGAUACCGAGUGGAAUGGGCAAAGUACCAGGAGCGUGAACGAAAGAAGGAAGAGGAGGAACGAGAGAAGGAGAGGGUGGCCUACGCUCAGAUUGACUGGCACGAUUUUGUCGUCGUGGAAACUGUGGACUUCCAGCCCAACGAACAAGGUCACUUCCCGCCACCAACCACACCAGAGGAGCUCGGCGCUCGUAUCCUGAUCCAGGAGCGCUACGAAAAGUACGGCGAGAGUGAAGAGGUGGAGAUGGAGGUUGAGAGUGAAGACGAAGAGGACGAGAGAGAGCGCCGGGACAAUGGCCAGCCCUCGCAGCCCGACCAGGACACUCAGGUUCAGGACAUGGAUGAGGGAUCCGAUGAUGAGGACAUGGGCAUCAAAGCUCCUCUGCCGCCUGACAACCCGAUGCCACCUCCCCUGCCUCCAUCUCCAGACCAGGUCAUCAUUCGCAAGGACUACGACCCCAAAGCUUCUAGACCCCCGCCUUCAGUGGCAGUUUCCGACGAGUACCUCAUCUCACCCAUCACCGGCGAGAAGAUCCCAGCCAGUAAGAUGCAGGGGAUGCCCCGCCCACCGAUGACCCCGAUGCCGCCACCAGUGCGCACCACUCUCCUGUCUGCUGUCCCUGUGAUUCCACGGCCGCCCGUGGCCCCCGUCGUCCGCCUCGCACCGGGACAGGUCUUGGCGCAGGUGCCCCCCAUGAUCUCCGCCCCGCGCAUCAACGUGGUUCCCAUGCCGCCGACGGCACCGCAUAUCAUGGCGCCGAGACCUCCGCCCAUGGUUGUUCCAGCUGCGUUUGUCCCAGCGCCACCAGUACCUCAGCCACCCAGUGCUCCGGCGCCACCUGCCCACCCACCUCCACCUCAUGACGACGAGCCAGUCAACAAGAAGAUGAAGACAGAAGACAACCUGGUGUCAGAGGAGGAGUUCCUGCGUAGGAAUAAGGGUCCUGUGGCGGUUAAAGUGCAGGUUCCCAACAUGCAGGACAAGACGGAAUGGAAGCUAAGCGGCCAGGUUCUGAAUUUUACCGUCCUGCUCACCGACCAGGUGUCUGUUAUUAAAGUCAAAAUCCACGAAGCCACAGGGAUGCCAGCUGGAAAACAGAAGUUACAGUAUGAGGGAAUUUUCAUCAAAGAUUCCAACUCCCUGGCUUAUUACAACAUGAACAACGGUUCAGUCAUCCACCUGGCCCUGAAGGAGAGAGGAGGAAGGAGGAAGUGAGACGAACAGCGAGACAAGGAACAAAAAAAGAACUGCUUCUCCUGCUGGUGGAUUUUAUCGCUUAUUACUACGUUAGUACGACCGUUGUCGAUUGCAUUUAGCUUCACGGCUGUUUAUCAUCUAUUACAUGUUUAGCCUGUUUCCUCAAGCUGCUAAUAGAACCGCAUGCUCACGGAAAAGUAUGUUGACGACAAACUUGAAUUUGUUGAAGGUUGAGAAAUUGACUAUCGACACGUUAUUAAAAUAGUUUCAAUUAAAAAAAUAUAUGAUUUUUUAUGACUUCCAUGUAUAGACCUGAAGAUGGCGCAGUUGAUGCUGAAAUGUUAUUGGUCGUGAUCCAUUAAGAGGCUAAGGUUUAUCUUUGACAUGAUUGGGGCGGAGUUGGACAUGAAUUCAUCAGUUUCUACGUUUGUUUAUGUUACGUUAAUUAAAUAAAGUUUGUAGUAAAAUUAAAACUGUUUUUACCUUAAAUCUGA